AUGUGUGGGGCCGUGGGGGUUGUGCACGGGUGCGUCCUAGUGGGGGGGAAAGGCGUCAUCGGAGGGCUUCUGGGGUGUGUGGACUGUCAAAAUUUUCAAACUCACUACCUAGUCAAUUUGAAACACCAUCAAAGAACCCACCACCUUCAGUGCACCCGUUGCCCCUUCAAAACCCGACGAAAACAAGACCUGGAAGACCACUCCACCAUCAAGCACCUAUCCGACAACCAAAUCAAAUGGUUACAAUGCACCCAUUGCCCAUCAAAAUUCAAAAUCCGAAAAUACCUCCAAAAACACAUCAAGUGGCUCCACACUAACCCCGAAGACAUCCAGUGGUUCCACUGCGACAAGUGCCCCUCAAAAUUCAAACAAAAAAUCCAACUCCGCAGACACGUCAUUCGUACCCAUUUUCACGAGUCGGAAAUCCGGUGGUUCCACUGCAAAAAAUGCGCAGCUAAAUUCAAGUAUAACUCGGUAUUGAAGAGACACGUGUUGGUGAAACAUUUAACCGAAGCCGAAAUUCAAUGGUUCCAAUGUGAACAGUGCACUGCUAGAUUUAAGGAAGAGAACAAACUCCGGAAUCACGUGGAAAUGACGCACCUACCGGAAGAUGAGAUUCCGUGGUUGCGGUGCGACCAAUGCGCCACUAAAGUCCGGAAUAAGCAAACCCUGAAGAGGCACAUCAUCGCGAAACACCUACCAGACGACAAAAUCCAGUGGCACGAAUGCGACCAGUGCCCACAAAGAUUCAAGUUUAAGAAGAUUUUAAACAAACACGUGAAAGUGAAGCAUGUUGGGGAAACCCAGAUUGAGUGUAAAAUGUGUUCAUUUAAAUGUAAAGACGAGCGAAAUUUGGCGCUCCAUUUAAAAUAUUGUCAGUCUGACGAUUUAAAACAAAUUAAGUGCGAGUUAUGUGGUUUGGGGUUUAAGAACAAGAGGUGUUUGAAGUAUCACGUGACGAUGGAGCAUGUACCAGAUGGAUUUGUUUGGUUUGAGUGUGACCACUGCAAGGCCAGGUUCAAACAAAAGUCGCAUUUGAGGAGUCACGUUAUUUCCAAGCAUUUACCAGAGAAUGAAAUCGAGUGGUUUGAGUGUAAAUAUUGUAGGAAGAACUUUAAGUUCAAGAAUAUCUUGAACAGGCAUCUGAAAAUCCACGAAAAAUAA
Messenger RNA from Zophobas morio, 1164 nucleotides. Its product is annotated as zinc finger protein 711-like. Gene Ontology annotation, cellular component: nucleus. Lineage: Eukaryota; Metazoa; Arthropoda; Insecta; Coleoptera; Tenebrionidae. The record is from RefSeq and is a predicted model, not a curated record. The transcript has 2 exons. Bases 1 to 1164 code for a protein of 387 amino acids. Gene Ontology annotation, biological process: positive regulation of transcription by RNA polymerase II.